Nanorana parkeri is the source of this 1410-nucleotide messenger RNA. It is a transcript of the gene ARG2, whose product is annotated as arginase 2. Gene Ontology annotation, cellular component: cytoplasm; mitochondrion. Gene Ontology annotation, molecular function: arginase activity; manganese ion binding. The coding region runs from base 154 to 1224 and encodes 356 amino acids. The transcript has 8 exons. Lineage: Eukaryota; Metazoa; Chordata; Amphibia; Anura; Dicroglossidae. The record is from RefSeq and is a predicted model, not a curated record.
UUCUUUCCUGACGUUUUAGUGUGGGAAGGUCUAGCAUGUCAUUUAGCUGAAUACGGGAUGCUGCUGUGAACAGAUCAAACAAGGUUAAGCAGAUAACAAAGAAAUCCAGGACCACAAAUCCUUGUGCACAGCCAGUAAUCUGUUCCCCAAAAUAUGCCUAUUAGGUCUUGCUUUACUAUGUUGUUAAAAAGGAGUGCUAGUACGAUUUUUCUGCGGAAGAAAUGCACCCAAUCUGUGGCUAUUAUUGGGGCUCCAUUCUCCAAGGGCCAGAAAUGGCGAGGUGUAGAGCAUGGACCAGCUGCAAUCAGAAAUGCCAGACUUAUUGAAAGGCUCUCCAGCAUAGGAUGUGAUGUAUACGAUGUUGGAGAUCUACACGUUGCGCAAGUUCCUAAUGAUAAACUGUACAACAACACUGUUAAAUACCCCCGUACAGUUGGCCUUGCAUGUCAAAUGUUGGCAAAUGAAGUUAGAAGAGUAUUAGAAGCUGGUCAUACUUGUGUAACUUUGGGAGGAGAUCAUAGUUUGGCACUUGGCACUAUUAGUGGUCAUGCCCGACAGUGUUCAGAUCUAUGCGUAAUUUGGGUCGAUGCGCAUGCUGACAUCAACACCCCACUGACUACCUCAUCAGGAAAUCUUCAUGGUCAGCCAGUGUCCUUUCUCUUGAGAGAGCUCCAAGAUAAGGUUCCUUCGAUCCCUGGGUUUUCCUGGAUAAAACCGUGCCUUUCCACAGCGGAUAUCGUAUAUAUUGGUUUGCGUGAUCUUGAUGCUGCUGAACAAUUUAUUCUAAAGAAAUAUAACAUCACAUACUAUUCAAUGAGGCAAAUUGAUCGCCUUGGAAUACAGAAAGUUAUGGAAAGAUCAUUUGAGCAGCUAUUGGGAAGAAAACAAAGACCAAUUCAUUUAAGCUUUGAUAUAGAUGCAUUUGAUCCAUCCUUGGCGGCAUCUACUGGAACACCAGUAAUUGGAGGAUUAACUUAUAGGGAGGGAAUCUAUAUUACAGAAGAAAUACACAAUACAGGAAUGCUGUCAGCCCUAGAUUUGGUAGAAGUCAACCCAGCUCUUGGAGCCUCCUCUGACGAAGUGAAGGCAACAACAAACUUAGCAGUAGAUGUUAUUGCUUCAUGUCUUGGCCAAACAAGAGAAUGCACUCAAGUAAUUAUAGAAGAGCUCCCCACGCCUACUACAGAAUUUGCAACAGAAAAUGAAGAGCAAAUAAGGAUUUAAAAGAUGAAGGCACACCUACUGCUAUCAUUUGAAUGCAGAUGGAAUUGACUUUUUUGACUACUAGCUUUACAUUGUUCAAUAACUGUAGGAAAAUAGAGACUGCAUAAGAGACGAGAGCCAAUACACACUAAUAGCUUUUUAGAACAACCAAGUAAAGACAAUUUUCCCUCUAAUUGUACACAUUUG